GUCACUCUUCUCCAUCCGAUCUCUCAUCCUCUCUCUCUCUCUCUCUCUCUCGUUUCGCUCUGUGGUUUCAGUUACAGUCAAAUCCAUGGCGACCCAAGGUCAAGUCAUCACCUGCAAAGCGGCGGUGGCCUGGGAACCCAACAAGCCUUUGGUUAUCGAAGACGUCCAGGUGGCUCCGCCGCAGGCCGGAGAGGUCCGCGUCAAGAUUCUCUACACCGCUCUCUGCCACACCGACGCUUAUACCUGGGGCGGCAAGGACCCUGAAGGUCUCUUCCCUUGUAUACUUGGUCAUGAGGCUGCAGGGAUUGUUGAGAGUGUUGGUGAAGGUGUUACUGACGUUCAGGCGGGAGACCAUGUCAUCCCUUGUUACCAGGCUGAAUGCGGAGAAUGCAAGUUUUGCAAAUCCGGGAAGACGAAUCUCUGUGGAAAAGUACGUGCUGCCACUGGAGUUGGAGUCAUGAUGAGUGAUCGUCAGAGCCGUUUCUCUAUAAACGGAAAGCCUAUUUACCAUUUUAUGGGAACCUCGACAUUUAGCCAGUACACUGUUGUUCAUGAUGUUAGCGUUGCCAAGAUAGAUCCAAAAGCUCCUUUGGAGAAAGUAUGCCUUCUCGGAUGUGGUGUUCCUACUGGUCUUGGAGCCGUUUGGAACACAGCAAAAGUAGAAGCAGGGUCAAUUGUUGCUAUUUUUGGCCUUGGAACUGUUGGUCUUGCAGUUGCCGAGGGUGCCAAAACAGCUGGUGCAUCACGAAUAAUUGGCAUCGACAUCGAUAGCAAGAAGUUUGAUACCGCAAAGAACUUUGGAGUUACUGAAUUUGUGAAUCCAAAGGACCAUGAGAAGCCAAUCCAACAGGUCAUAGUUGAUCUCACUGAUGGUGGUGUUGACUAUAGCUUUGAGUGCAUUGGGAAUGUUUCAGUGAUGAGGGCUGCCUUGGAGUGCUGCCACAAGGGCUGGGGAACAUCAGUUAUUGUAGGUGUUGCGGCAUCAGGGCAGGAGAUAUCAACUCGUCCUUUUCAGCUGGUGACUGGUCGUGUGUGGAAGGGAACAGCCUUUGGUGGUUUCAAGAGCCGCUCACAGGUGCCUUGGCUUGUAGAGAAGUACUUGAAGAAGGAAAUCAAAGUUGAUGAAUACAUCACCCACACUUUGACCCUUGGGGAAAUAAACAAGGCAUUUGAUUUGAUGCAUGAAGGGGGAUGCCUCCGGUGUGUGCUUUCUACAGAAGCAUAAGAGCGCCUGCCUCCAAGUUUCGCAUGGGAUGAAACUUCUUGUUCCCUUUUUCUUUGUUAUAUAUCCCUCUUACCGAUGGCUGUUUCAAAAAAUAACUGGAUGUUGCUGCUUUUUAAAGUAGAACUGCAGACUGGUUUGCUGGAUGUUGUGUAUUGAAGGAGGCUUUUGCUUGUUAAGAAGAGUGAAACAGUCUUGAUAUUAUGCUUUCUUGUUGGUCACAAUUCAAUCAUUUU
Rosa chinensis is the source of this 1458-nucleotide messenger RNA. RefSeq names its product alcohol dehydrogenase class-3. The transcript has 8 exons. Gene Ontology annotation, molecular function: zinc ion binding; S-(hydroxymethyl)glutathione dehydrogenase [NAD(P)+] activity. Bases 86 to 1225 code for a protein of 379 amino acids. Gene Ontology annotation, cellular component: cytosol. Gene Ontology annotation, biological process: formaldehyde catabolic process. NCBI's taxonomy places the organism in Eukaryota, Viridiplantae, Streptophyta, Magnoliopsida, Rosales, Rosaceae. The record is from RefSeq and is a predicted model, not a curated record.